Molecule: messenger RNA, 1215 nt
Organism: Anopheles bellator
Lineage: Eukaryota; Metazoa; Arthropoda; Insecta; Diptera; Culicidae
Exons: 4
Coding region: 1-1215 (404 amino acids)
Biological process (GO): sensory perception of taste
Cellular component (GO): membrane
Source: RefSeq, a predicted model, not a curated record
AUGGCGUGGAGCGAAAUGGGUCAGGACCGAAUUCGCGAAGCGUUGCGGCAAACCAUCGGUGUUACCAUGGGUCUUUCGCAGCUCCUUACACUGGCACCGUACCCACUGUCGAUCCUGCAAGACGACUGCUCCACGACCAGUGUCCGCGCGAGGGCGACGCUUUUCGUCCGGACCCUGUUCUCCUUCUCAGUGAUUGUCGCCGAAGUGGUGUCCCUGUUCGUGGUCUUCUUCUACUACCCGCACCUGCUGUACCCGGAGUCGGUUCCGAUUUUCAUUAAAAUUCUUUACUACAUCGUCAACGCCGUACAGAUAGCGCUUGUGGGGAAUCUUUUGAUGGCUUGCGAGCGUCGCCGGGAUCGGUACGAGCACACGUUCGCCCAGAUGAGUUCGCUGCUCGAGCAGAUCGCCAACACUGAGGACUGUUCGGGAACGAUAUGGCACAAGAAAACGAUCAAGGUCGUACUGGCACUGUACAUUUCCAUUGCGCUGCUGAUCCCUGUUGGAAUGGUGACUGCUAUGGGGAAUAUUGGUGCUCUGCCGUUUACUGUUGCAUACCUGGUUCCGUACACCGCCAGCUUUAUGAUCCUGAUUCAAUACUAUGAGUGUAAUGUGUACUUAUGGGCAAUCCUGCACAAGCUGGACGAAGAACUAGUUGCACUUGGACGAGGCGAAGAGGACGUCGAGCAGUUGACUGGCAAAUUCGUACCGAAUCGGUCGGUAAAAAUAUACUAUGUCGCAGCAUACCCUCACUUUGGCAUCAUUGAAAGAUUGCGACAACUCCACAUCAACACAAUGGAAAUUGUGGCAGAUUUGAACUGCAACUUUGGAUUCGUAAUCAUUCUGAUCGUUGUGGCCGUGUUUGCGAGCGUUAAUAUCGAGCUGCUGGAAGUGUACCAGUGCAUCAAGGACGGAACACUCUCAGAAGGGCACAUCGCGCUGAAGUUUUUGUACACUGGCGCUAGAUUCUCGUUUUACAUUCUGAUCGCCUAUCCCAAUCGUUUGAUUCAAACCCAGAACGAGCGGACCAUUUUCCAUUUGUUCAAAAUACGCAGAGCAUCCUGUAGCGAGGAAACGAAUGCAACGGUAAGGUACUUGCACGAUUUUCAGAUAGAGCACUACAUUGGGCAAAUUUCCAAUCUUCGCGAAAUUCACCAAGCAUGUGGAAUGAUUAAUCUCGACAUGAAGUUGCUAUCGAACAAACGCUCCGAACUGUAA